UAUAUAGGAAAACUUACUAAUAAAAAUCGAGUUCAGUACAAUUAAAUGAUUUGGGAUGGUGUAUUGAAAUUAUAUUUGCUCAAAAGGAGUUGAAAAUAUUUUUUAAACCUUUUUUGAGCAAUUAUCAAAUUUUAUAUUUAAAUAUUUAAAAGAAAAAACUUUUUAACUAUAAAUGAGGAGUACCUGUUAAGUAACCAUAUAAAUGCUUUAUUUUAUUUUUAUUUUAUUAUCUAUUGACUCCAGCCCAAUAAAAUUUUAACAGAGAAAUGCAAACAUUGUACUUGCAGGAAAAAAUUAAUUUAAUAUUAUUACCACCACAAUAUUUGCACACAAAACUUUUCAAGCGUUAAUCAUCCUAAUGAAUCACGUUUAAUGACGCGGUUUUAAAAUUAAAUAACCCUUAUAAUUAAUAUUAAUCUCAAUCGCAAAUAUUGAACCGGCAACAGUGGUACGGUCACGAGUGCUUUUGAUCUUACCAAUUUGUAAGCUGUGCUGUGUAUAUAAUAAGACUAACCAUUAUGCUUCUAUGGUGCUAGUGGUUUUUCUUUCAUGUUUUGAUAGUUUUUGGUUUCAUUCUUAGAAUUAAGAAUGGAUUAGUUCCUUGAAGCAAGAGUGUGAGUAUCGCAUAAAUAUUGCACCUGAAAACACUUUCGGUGUGUUCUCUUGAGACAGGAAAGUGAAUGGCUGUGAACAUUUUCGAAAAUUAAAUUUGGAGUUUUGAAAUUUCUAUAGCAAUGGAUAUCAUAGGUCCCAUAGCAUUUAUAAUAAUUUGCUUGAUAAUCUUAAGUAUUUGUGGCUGGUGCUGCAAGAAACGACGCCCCGGUUUUGUAUAUGGCCAACCAAAUGGUACAAAUGUGACGGUUACUACUCAACCUGUUCACCAAUCUCCAUUAGUCAAUCCCCCUUAUCCUGUCCACCAAGGACCGACCCCUUACAACUACCCACCGCAAACUAUGAUGCCGAUGCCCCAGCCACCGCCUGGUGUUUAUCCUCCACCUGGCGGACCCCCUUAUCCUCCGAACGCGGGUGCGCCUUAUCCGCCUGGUCCGGUUCCGGGGAUGGGAGCUCCAUAUCCGCCCCAAGUAGGAGGUGCAUAUCCUCCCCCGUAUGAUGUAGCAAUGGCACAACCACCUAUUCAACCACCUCCAUCAAGAGAAGCUUAUGGGAAACAGGCGCCUUACAACCCAAAUUAUUAAAGUUAAGUCACUACGUUAAUUAAUUUUUACUUUAGUCAAAGCUUUUGUUUUAAGUGUCAAGUUAAGAUGCUGUUUGCAACUUUUUGUUGUAUAUCUGAGGAUUUAUAUUGCAAAUCAAAAAUGCAAGGAUUAUCUCAAGCUGCAUGUUGCUAUUGGAAUCCCAUUUGUUUGCUCAGACUGUGACUUAAGUUUAUUUGAAUUGUUUUAAAAUUAUUGUUGUGUUAGCAUUAUUUUGUUUUAGCUGUAUUCAAAAUAUUUUUUUCAUGAGUGUGAUGUGGGAUAAUAACUAAUCUACUUGCAGAAGCCUUCUCAAGGAAAAAAAAAUACUGACAAUGAUAAAAGCGACAAAUAAAUGUAUAUUUAUUCAUAUAUUUAAAAACAAAGAAAGGUCUAACAAGUAAAAAAAAAGCAAGGUUAUAAGAGAUCUGGUUCGUAUCAUCUUUUAUGUAUACCUAGGCUAGUUUGGUUAGUUUCGUUCUUUCGACUAUAUUAGCUCUAAAAUUGAAUACUUUUAAGCCUACAUCCCCUAUUGUUUCACUAUUUUUGAUACAUUAAGCACCCUAACAUGUUUCAUUUCAAAGGAAUACAUCGGAUUAAAGUCUCAGCUUUUUAAUGACUUCACUGCCUUUAUGUUCAAAAAUGUAACAUGAACUGAUGAGAUUAAGACUGUUAAAGAUCAGCUUCGGGUAGGCCUGCCCCCCAGUAAAGUUGAUGCUUUCAAUGGUUAUGGGAUAAAUAAAUGGUAUUUUAGAAGUUGCUUUGAACAAGUGAAAAUAAGAUAAAUAAGAACUAAAAGUUCAGAUUUUCACGAAAUUAUAUAUGUGACAUUUGAUAAAGACACGGUGUUGUCGAAACAAUUGUCAUGUCAUAAUAUAUAAUUUCAUGGAAAUCUGAACUUUUAGUUCUUAUUUAUUUUGAUAAAUGGAUUUUCAUCAAGUAAAAGCCACCUCAGUUCAAUUUUUGAAAAUAAGAUCUUUGAAAUAAAGUGCAGGAAAUGAAUGCUUGCUAAUCCGUUUGCUAUCACCAAAAAUCAACUAAUUAUUAUUAAUUAUAUGGGAAAAUUUGCAGAGCUAAAACAAAUCACUGAGAUGUGCUUCCUGCAACGGCAAUGAAAUUAAUUUCAAAUUCUGCUAAAAUCAUUCCAAAAUGGGAAAUUUUUUUUUAUGGGAAAUUUUAUUAUAUAAAGAAGCUUAAUAUUAAUUUGUGUCCAGGGAACUGCAUCCUGAUUUUAUUUAUUAUUAUUUUUGUUAUAUUAAUUGGUUAAAUAUAUUUUUGUAGUAAGGCCUUCACAGAUUCAAGGGGUAUUUUCAAAAAAUAAAUAUGUCCAAAAUAAAUUAUAUUUAAUAUGAAAAGUACGAUUUAGUAAUAAAUGUAAUGGAUAUCUGUGUGAUAAAAACUUAAAUGUUGAUCCACUUAUAAUUAAGAAGUCUUAUUGGCUGUUAUAUUAUUGUAUUAUAUUGUAUUUAUGUAAAUAAACAAAA
Molecule: messenger RNA, 2677 nt
Organism: Cylas formicarius (sweet potato weevil)
Lineage: Eukaryota; Metazoa; Arthropoda; Insecta; Coleoptera; Brentidae
Exons: 3
Coding region: 735-1196 (153 amino acids)
Source: RefSeq, a predicted model, not a curated record